Knipowitschia caucasica is the source of this 927-nucleotide messenger RNA. The record is from the annotation of a GenBank genome assembly. NCBI's taxonomy places the organism in Eukaryota, Metazoa, Chordata, Actinopteri, Gobiiformes, Gobiidae.
AUGGACGAAUUUGAAGAUGGAGCAGCUCCUCCUGAUCAGGACCUGCUUCAAUGCAACAUUUGUAAUAGAAGCUUUUUACCUAAAGUUCUGGAAAAGCAUAUAAAACUUUGUCAAAAACAGGCUGCCAAGCGGAGGAAGGUUUUUGACUCAAGCAGACAGAGAGCUGAAGGCACAGACAUUUCCACACUCAAACCCCUGAAACCAAAGUCACAAAGUUCAUCUUCAUCUGUAAAAGCAGAGCCGCCUAAAAAGCCUAACAACUGGCGCAGGAAACAUGAGGACUUCAUUGCUGCGAUCCGGGCUGCGCGAUCUGUCACUCGGGGCGUGAAAGACGGUGCUCCUUUACCUCCUCCUCCUCCUCCAAGUUAUGACCCAGACUACGUCCAAUGCCCUUACUGUCAGCGGAGGUUCAAUGAGAAUGCAGCUGAUCGACACAUUAAGUUUUGUCAGGAGCAGGCCGCCCGAAUGGGGAAUAAAACCAAGGUAGAAGUCAAGAAACCCCCGACUCGAACACCGCUCAAGCCCCCUGCUUCUAAAAAGACCACUCCAGCUCCUGUAUCCGCCACUCCCCCUGCGUCCUCUCGUUUACCACAGAGGGCAGGUUCAGGGCAGUCCAUAGGGAUGGCUGGUAGGACGCCUCCAGUUGGUGUAGUGAAAAGUAGUCCUUCGGGACUGACAAGCCCACCCUCCGGGGUGGGAAUGAAGUCCAGAGUCACAAGUUCUGGGUAUGGUUCUGUUAGAAAUGCACCUGGAGGUGGGGUCAACAAAAAGAAAGUGGACUCCUAUUCAUCAUGGAAUGAUAUUGAUGGUAGUAACAAUGUUGAAAAUGGAGUAAAGAGCAAGUUCUGUCAUGAUUGUGGAGCGAAGUAUCCGGUGGAAACGGCCAAAUUCUGCUGUGAUUGUGGAGUCCGAAGGAUGUGUAUCUGA